This is a messenger RNA of Salvia splendens (bonfire salvia), 688 nucleotides long. RefSeq names its product umecyanin. Gene Ontology annotation, cellular component: plasma membrane. The record is from RefSeq and is a predicted model, not a curated record. The coding region runs from base 93 to 569 and encodes 158 amino acids. Gene Ontology annotation, molecular function: electron transfer activity. Lineage: Eukaryota; Viridiplantae; Streptophyta; Magnoliopsida; Lamiales; Lamiaceae. The transcript is spliced from 2 exons.
GCAUGAAAAUUACAUCUCACAACAAUUUAGAGAAAAGAAAUCAAAGGUAGUACUAAAGAAGCAGGGGCAACCUGGUUGAACACAAUUGAAAAAUGGCUAACAUUAAGAGUUUGGUAUUGUUUGGAUGGUUAGCCGCCGCCGUAUUGAGUGGUUACGCCGCAGAUACGUACACGGUGGGAGACGACCUCGGGUGGACGAGACCGCCUCUUGGAGAAGUAGCCUACCAGACAUGGGCUAGGGUUAAAGAUUUUGACGUCGGAGAUACCAUAACAUUCAGCUGGAGUGGAACACACAAUGUAGCCCAAGUGACAAAAGAGGGUUAUGACAAUUGCAAUGCGACAGGCAACUUGUUGAUAGGCCAAGUCCAGACAGUAAGCCCAUACAACUUCCUGAUCAACUCAACGGACCCUUACUAUUUCAUUUGCACCGUCCCCGAACACUGCACCAACGGCCAGAAGGUUACCGUCCAAGUCCGCUCUUGGAGCGCCGCCGCUCCCUCAGCCUCCUUCUCGUCUGUCUUCUUCGCCAUCGCCGCCUCCACUUUCAUCUUUGCAUCUCUUUUCUAUUAGGAUAUUUUUAUGUUAUUAUUUUUUCAUUCUGCUUUUUGUAAUUUGAUUCAUGUUUUAUAGUAUCUAUUCAUUGUGUUGUUCUAUAUCUAAUUUUUAAUAAAAAUGCAUUUUUAGUCAAA